Messenger RNA from Dioscorea cayenensis subsp. rotundata (Guinea yam), 1786 nucleotides. Its product is annotated as GDP-L-galactose phosphorylase 1-like. The transcript is spliced from 6 exons. Bases 336 to 1628 code for a protein of 430 amino acids. Gene Ontology annotation, molecular function: GDP-D-glucose phosphorylase activity. Gene Ontology annotation, biological process: glucose metabolic process. Lineage: Eukaryota; Viridiplantae; Streptophyta; Magnoliopsida; Dioscoreales; Dioscoreaceae. Gene Ontology annotation, cellular component: cytoplasm. The record is from RefSeq and is a predicted model, not a curated record.
UCUUUAACAACGAACGAAGAAGAGAGAGCGAGGGAGAGAAAGAGGUUUGGGGGAAGGCGGAGUCGGAGUAAUCACGGCGAGCAUUGGAGCCGGCCGGCGGGGACUCCUCAAAGCUCAACCAGAAGUGGAGAAUCCCCGCCUUCUCCUCGACAACCAGCGUAGCCCCGCCCCACACGGUGGCCGUGGCGCACUGCCUUCAGCUGGAGGAAGCCCCUCUGACCUCCUUUUCCUCGCCGGCGGUGGUCCUUUCUCUUAGAUUCUAGCUUCUCCUUCUUGCCUUCUUUGUCUUUUUUGCUUUUGCUUUAGAUAGAAAGAGAGAUAGGAAUAGAAUAAGGAUGUUGACAAUUAAGAGGGUGCCCACCGUGGUGUCGAACUACCAGGAGGAUUCCGGCGAGCCGCUUGGAUGUGGCCGGAAUUGCCUCGGCAAGUGCUGCUUGCCUGUUUCAAAAUUGCCCCUUUUUGCGUUUGGGAGCGAAACCCUAAGGGCUGGUUCUGUCCCUGAUGAUGAGAAGCCUCCCGCUGAUUUCUUCCUCAAUACUCUGUUGAUUGGACAGUGGGAGGAUCGGAUGAGCCGGGGCCUGUUUCGGUAUGAUGUCACAGCUUGUGAGACGAAGGUGAUCCCCGGGGAGCAGGGGUUUAUAGCUCAGCUGAAUGAAGGCCGUCACCUUAAGAAACGGCCUACCGAGUUUAGGGUCGACCGUGUACUUCAACCAUUCGAUCCAAAGAAAUUCAACUUCACAAAAGUCGGACAAGAGGAGGUGCUCUUCCGAUUUGAGGCCAGUAAGGAUGGCAAAAUUCAGUUCCUCGAGAAAGCAUUUGUCGAGGAGAACUAUUCUCCUAGCGUCGUCGCUAUUAAUGUGAGCCCAAUAGAGUAUGGUCAUGUGCUGCUAAUUCCCCGUGUGCUUGAAUGUUUGCCUCAAAGGAUUGAUCUUGAUAGCCUCUUGCUCGCGCUUCAUAUGGCCGAAGAAGCUGCGAGUCCUUACUUCCGGCUUGGUUACAAUAGUUUGGGUGCCUUUGCCACCAUUAAUCACCUCCACUUUCAGGCUUAUUACCUAUCAGUGCCUUUCCCUGUUGAAAAGGCUCUGACUCGAAGAAUUCUCAUUGCUAAAGGUCUGGAAAAGAACAGUGUGAAGAUAUCAAAACUUGUCAAUUAUCCAGUGAGAGGUCUGGUUUAUGAGGGUGGAGACAAUCUGCAGGACCUGGCUAAUGUGGUGGCAACCUCCUGCAUUUGGCUUCAAGACAAUAAUGUCCCAUUUAACAUACUCAUUUCUGAUUCAGGAAGGAGGAUCUUCAUCUUCCCACAGUGUUAUGCUGAGAAACAAGCUCUUGGGGAAGUUGCACAAGAACUGUUGGACACUCAAGUAAACCCGGCAGUAUGGGAAAUAAGUGGGCACAUGGUGCUUAAGCGGAAGGAGGACUACAACAAUGCAUCGGAGGAUUAUGCAUGGAGGCUCUUAGCUGAAGUUUCACUCUCCGACGAUAGGUUCGAAGAGGUGAAGGCUUACAUAUUUGAGGCUGCUGGUCUGGUGGAAUCGAAAGAGAACGAAGCAGAGGCCAACGAAAACGACGGAGCUACCUAUCAGCAAUCUCAGCCUAUCCCUGCUGCUCAGAUUCCAGUGGAUGUCUGAUUCUCAGUUGCUUUUGUUUAGAUGUCCUCCUUCAAUGAAAUAAUUAAGGGCAAUACUCAUGUUUGUAUUGUUUCCUCUGUGUCUCCAGAGCAUGUCACUCAUUGUUCAUCCUAUAAUUUGUUUGAAUCUUUGAAGCUUCAGCUUCAGUUUCAGUUUCA